GGUCUUCCAAUAAUCUCCAAAUACCGACACCUUUCUUCUUCCCUCUCUCUAAUGUGAACUCCAGGUAGCAGCUUUAGUUCAGAUCCAGCUCUCGCUCCCUUCUCCCCCCUUGGAGAAAAGAGAGCUGUCUCUUUCUCUUCUUCGAUCCAAUGGCGCACUUCGAUCCUCUUAUCUCCUCUUCCUCUCCUCUUCUUCUCCUCAUCCAUGGAGUCCUCCUCCUCAUCCUCCUCUUCGCUUACGCCGGCGAUGCCUCGGUCCACGACUACACGGGGGAGAAGUUCGUGGCCAAAGGCAACGCCUUUGUCCUCCACGGCGGCAGCGAAGGCCUCUACGCCUCCCUCCCCAGCCCCAACGCCUCCGCCGCCGGAAAUGGCGUCUCCUUCAUCCGGUUUGAAAAGAUCAUUUUCAGAAGGUCGGAGAAAGCUGUUGCAGCCAGUAAGGACACUGAUUUGGUGAAGGUGCAAGCCAUAGUUUUUGAGAUUGAUGAUCGAGGGUCAAUUGGUGGGUCAGCCUAUGGUGGUCAGAGAGCUAUUUGCUGCACUCCUGAACUGGCAAAAUUAGGCGUGUGCACUCAAGGUGUGAUCAUUUACCGCCCCUCGUCCCAGAACCCUGACUGGCCACAAGUGUUUGUUGCUUCUUUCAAUGGAAAAGAUCCUGUCACGACAUUACCGUCUCAAACUAUAACCAUCACCAGAUCUGGGAUGUAUAACCUGUAUUUUAUCUACUGUGACCCUGCACUUGAUGGUCUGGUUAUUGAAGGAAAGACCGUGUGGAAAAAUCCAACCGGCUACCUGCCAGGAAGGAUGGCCCCUCUCAUGAACUUUUAUGGAUUCAUGUCUCUUGCUUUUGUGAUACUUGGAAUUUUUUGGUUCUACCAGUAUGCGAGGUUUUGGAAGGAAAUCCUUCCGCUUCAGAACUGCAUAACAUUUGUCAUUGCAUUGGGCAUGUUUGAAAUGGCGUUAUGGUAUUUUGAGUAUGCAGAGUUCAAUAAAGCCGGAGUCCGACCAAAGGGGAUGACAUUUUGGGCUGUAACAUCCGGUACAGUCAAAAGAGCAGUCUCACGCGUUAUCAUCCUUGUUGUUUCUAUGGGGUUUGGUGUUGUCAGGCCUACGCUGGGUGGUCUCACUUCAAAGGUGCUUAUGCUUGGGGCAACAUUUCUUGUAGCUUCUGAAGUUCUUGAAUUGGUAGAGAAUGUUGGGGCUGUAAGUGAUCAUUCUGGAAAGGCAAGAUUGUUCCUGGUUCUUCCAGUGGCAGUUUUGGAUGCUUUCUUCAUUCUUUGGAUAUUUACUUCUCUCUCCAAAACAUUGGACAAACUCCAGGCAAGACGGUUGAUGGCUAAGCUAGACAUCUAUAGGAAAUUCACAAAUGCAUUGGCUGUUGCUGUUAUUGUAUCUGUUGGUUGGAUUGGUUAUGAGCUUUACUUCAAGUCAACUGAUGUGUACAACGAGCGUUGGCAAAGUGCUUGGAUCAUUCCUGCCUUUUGGCAGGUUCUCUCCUUUUCCCUUCUCUGUGUGAUCUGUGCUCUCUGGGCACCCUCUUAUAACUCAAUGAGAUAUGCUUACUCAGAUGAUGCAAGUGAAGACUUCGACCGUGAGGAUACUCUUGCACUAAUAAAGCCAGGACCUAUGCCUUCUAAGGAUGGCCGAGGUUCUUCAGCUUCACCGGAUGCCAGGGCUACACUAAACAUCAAUACUACCACCUUACAGUCACAGAAUAGGGACAUUGAAGAAGACAAACGAGAGUGAAAUAUCUACCUGCUUGUGCUGUUUGGGUGCAUUCUGUAUCAGAAAAUUGGAUCAGUCUGUACUAAUCUCAUGAGUCUUCCGAAAUGGAUGACGAGAGACUAUUUUUCACAGGGAUAAUACAUGUACCAUUUUCUUCUGUUGAGGAGAAACUAGCAUCUGAGGGUGUCGUUUUUAGUUUCUCAUUUUGUUGUGGUCCCGGUUCAUUGUAUUUCUUUCCCAUGCCAUAAAACUCUGAUGUUUAGGCAUUAGUUAAUACCAGAUUUUACGAAGUUGUGACA
Messenger RNA from Elaeis guineensis (African oil palm), 2023 nucleotides. RefSeq lists its product as uncharacterized. Lineage: Eukaryota; Viridiplantae; Streptophyta; Magnoliopsida; Arecales; Arecaceae. Gene Ontology annotation, biological process: transport. Gene Ontology annotation, cellular component: membrane; Golgi apparatus. The record is from RefSeq and is a predicted model, not a curated record.